Closterium sp. Naga37s-1 is the source of this 990-nucleotide messenger RNA. Lineage: Eukaryota; Viridiplantae; Streptophyta; Zygnematophyceae; Desmidiales; Closteriaceae. The record is from the annotation of a GenBank genome assembly.
AUGGGAAUGGAGUUGGCGAAUCUACCUGCUGCAACACCAUUGUCCCUGCUGCCACACCAUUGUCCCUGCUGCCACACCAUUGUCCCUGCUGCAACACCAUUGUCCCUGCUGCCACACCAUUGUCCCUGCUGCCACACCAUUGUCCCUGCUGCCACACCAUUGUCCCUGCUGCAACACCAUUGUCCCUGCUGCCACACCAUUGUCCCUGCUGCCACACCAUUGUCCCUGCUGCCACACCAUUGUCCCUGCUGCCACACCAUUGUCCCUGCUGCCACACCAUUGUCCCUGCUGCCACACCAUUGUCCCUGCUGCCACACCAUUGUCCCUGCUGCCACACCAUUGUCCCUGCUGCCACACCAUUGUCCCUGCUGCCACACCAUUGUCCCUGCUGCCACACCAUUGUCCCUGCUGCCACACCAUUGUCCCUCCCUGCAGUUAUCUCCGCUCGUCAAUCCCGCCUCGCCAGCGUGUGCGGCCAGUGAGUCCCACCGUCACAUCUUUGCACGCACCAACGCACUGCACUCUGCGCGCUUCCACUUUCCCUCCCACUGCCAUUCCCUCCCACUGCUCACUUCCCUGCUCUGCCCUUCCCUGCUCUGCCCUUCCCUGCUCUGCCCUUCCCUGCUCUGCCCUUCCCUGCUCUGCCCUUCCCUGCUCUGCCCUUCCCUGCUCUGCCCUUCCCUGCUCUGCCCUUCCCUGCUCUGCCCUUCCCUGCUCUGCCCUUCCCUGCUCUGCCCUUCCCUGUUCUGCCCUUCCCUGCUCUGCCCUUCCCUGCUCUGCCCUUCCCUGCUCUGCCCUUUCCCUGCGCUGCCCUUUCCGUCAUUGCUGCAACGCUCUCUUGAUGCAAUGAAGUUCCACUGGCGCUCUUGUGUCCCACCCGUCACCAUUCUCGCGCCCCUGUCCCUCCUCUCUGCUCCUCCUCAGAUGCAGCUUGGCACAAGCAAGACUGAGCAGCGGGAUUCGCUGUUGUCUCAGCAAGUGGCUCAAUGA